This is a messenger RNA of Ahaetulla prasina, 2735 nucleotides long. It is a transcript of the gene CLDN2, whose product is annotated as claudin 2. Gene Ontology annotation, cellular component: bicellular tight junction; plasma membrane. Gene Ontology annotation, biological process: bicellular tight junction assembly; calcium-independent cell-cell adhesion. Lineage: Eukaryota; Metazoa; Chordata; Lepidosauria; Squamata; Colubridae. The record is from RefSeq and is a predicted model, not a curated record. The coding region runs from base 1556 to 2236 and encodes 226 amino acids. Gene Ontology annotation, molecular function: structural molecule activity. The transcript has 2 exons.
UUCACAGCCAGAUAAAAACCAACAAUAGAUAGAUACAAUACAAAUAAAAACACUGAUAAAAAACUUAUUAAAUUUGGCCCCUAAAUUAAAAUACAUAAAACCAUAAAACCCCAUUUAAAAUUACAAAUAAUAAUACUAAUUCUAUGCCAGUCCUGCGCGGAAGAAUAAAUACGCCUUCAGCUUGCAGCGGAAGGUCCGGAGAUCAGGAAGUUGAUGAAGUCCUGGGGGAAGCUUGUUCCAGAGGGUAGGGGCCCCCACAGAGAAGGCCCUCCCCCUGGGGGCCGCCAGCUGACAUUGUUUGGCUGACAGCACCCUAAGGAGGCCCUCCCUAUGGGAGCGCACGGGUCGGUGGGAGGCAAACGGUGGCAGAAGGCGAUCCUGUAGAUAACCUGGUCCUAAGCCAUGGAGCGCUUUAAAGGUGGUAACCAACACCUUCAAGUGCACCCGGAAGACCACAGGCAGCCAGUGCAGCUUGCACAGGAGAGGUGUUAUAUAUCACCCGCGCAGCCGCAUUCUGGACCAACUGAAGCCUCCGUGUGCUCUUCAAGGGGAGCCCCAUGAAGAGAGCAUUGCAGUAGUCCAGGCGAGAAGUGACAAGAGCAUGAGUGACUGUGCAUAGGGAAUCCCGGUCUAGAAAGGGGCGCAACUGGCGAAUCGGGUGUACCUGAUAAAAAGCUCUCCUGGAGACGGUCGUCAGAUGUUCCUCAAAGGACAACCGCCCAUCCAGGAGAACGCCCAAAUUGCGCACCCUCUCCAUCGGGGCCAGUGACUCACCCGCAACAGUCAGCCGCGGCUGCAGCUGGCUGUACCGGGAUGCCGGCAUCCACAGCCACUCAGUCUUGGAGGGGUUGAGCUUGAGCCUGUUUCUCCCCAUCCAGACCCGCAUGGCCUCCAGACACUGGGACAGCACUUCGACAGCUUCAUUGGGGUGUCCUGGGAUGGAAAUGUACAGUUGAGUGUCAUCAGUCCCUCAGAACCAGUUACCCCCACCCCUUUUACUUGCAAGUGUGAGCAAGUUUAAGAAUGGCUCCUCACUCCACACUUCUCUUUUUGCAAAAGAUUUUUUAAAAUCAAGAUAAACGUUUUAUUUUUCUAUAGAAGUGUCCAAAAUACAUAGCAAAGCUUUAUUUUAUUUCUCAAAUGUAAGUACCACCCAUCUGAUUCAGAUGAGUAUAUGCUCUCCCGUAUAGAUAGACUGAGGGUCACCUUCUCAUCGAAAUGGGACCACAAUUGUUAUGGGCUUCUUCCUCUGAAAAUGAACAGUUGCUUCUCAUCAAGUAGUCUCGCAGAAUUUUUGUUAAACUAGCGAAACAUAUGGUUCCUCCCUUUGCCCUAUUUAUCAUAACGGAGAGUUUUCUUUUACGUUUUCGGACGUAAUUUCUACAGAUAAGGGGAUGGACAAAGGGCACUUGGCAUUUUUUUCAGAAGCUAAUAAUUAAUCCAGGAUGAUUUUCUUUCAAGUUCCCUGUCUUCUACACAUUUGUUCCAACCUACACUUGAGCAGAAGGGCACAGAGAGCAAGGAGGCACCAACGAGCAUCAGCAGGAGAGCAAGCAUGGUAUCGGUUGGACUCCAGUUGGUAGGCUACAUUUUGGGGCUGCUGGGCUUGCUGGGCACCCUGAUAGCCACCCUACUGCCCAACUGGCGGAUCAGCUCCUACAUCGGCUCCAGCAUCGUGACCGCUGUUGGCUUCUCAAAAGGACUCUGGAUGGAGUGUGCAAUCUACAGCACAGGCAUCACACAGUGUGACAUCUACAACUCUCUGCUCAGCCUGCCCACUGACCUCCAGGUGGCCCAAGCGCUGAUGGCCACCUCCAUUGCUAUAGGUUCGCUGGCUGCCAUUGUCUCUGUGGCAGGGAUGAGGUGCACCAUCUUUUCUCAGAGCUCCCCAGCAAAGGACAAAGUGGCGGUUCUGGGAGGAGUCACUUUUGUCCUGGGGGCACUGCUCAGCUUCAUCCCUGUUGUGUGGAAUAUCCAUGUGAUCCUCCAGGACUUCUACAACCCUCUUGUGCCCGACAGCAUGAAAUAUGAGAUUGGGGAAGCCUUGUACUUGGGUAUCCUGUCUUCCUUGAUCUCGUUCAUUGGCGGCGCCAUCCUCUGUGCCUCCUGCCCACCCGGUGACUCACAAGCAACCCGCUACAGUCCGCAUCAUUCUCGGACCAUGGCAGACAGGAGCUCCCUGCCACCUCUCACAUCUCCCAAGGCUAGUGCAUACAGCCAGACGGGUUACGUGUAGCAGUGGCUGGCUACCCACGGAAAUGCUCACUGGAUGCACUGAAUAGUCAUGCCAGUGAUGGAGGAAGGGUCAGCAUCCUUGGGCAAAGAAGCAAGCUAAACUGUGGGUGAUGCCUUCUUCCUUGCAGGAAGAGUCAAGAGGCGGGUUUUGGGUGGAAGCGGUUUCUCCUGCCUUGUUCUGACCCAUGGUGGGGAAUGUGGGGGCCACAGCUGCGCUCCUUUCAGUUAAGCUGGGUGUUCAGUGAAUUUACUGUUCCACAGCUUAUGUAGCCAAAGCUGGAGAACAGUUUAGGAAAAAAAAAUCUUUUGAUUAACGCAUUGUGGCGUUGCGGCCAUUAACCUUUGCAAACCAAUAAAGCUAUUUUCCUGAUAAUAGGUGACGAAAGCAUUCUUGCCAUUUCCCUACCCAACCCCAGGGGGAAAUGGUUCUUAAGGUGAAGGAACUUAAAAGGAACUUUUUCUCCCUCUACAGCCACUUGAAACAAUUCACCAUGUGACCA